AUGAAAAUUCGGCGGUGCAAUCGAUCAUCUUUUUCAGGGAAGAAAAGGGAUGAAGAAGAAGUAAUUAUCUCAGAAUCGAUCCCGUUUGAUCUCGUUAUUGAUAUAUUCAUGAGACUGCCUGCUAAGUCUAUUGCGAGAUUUCGUUGCGUAUCGAAGCUAUAUGAUUCCACACUUACAAAUCCAUAUUUCACCGAACCGUUCUACACCAUCUCUUCCUCUCGGCCGAAGCUAUUGUUCACUGUCCUAAAAGACGGCAACACGUUCUUCUUCUCAUCACCGACGCCUCAAGAUACGUCGUCUCGUUUUUUAGCUGUCAAAUUUCAUAUGAGUUUCCCGAUUUAUUGUCCCUAUGAAAUAUUCCGUCCUGUUCGUGGUUUAGUGUGCGGUAUAAAUCAACAAACUUCAAAGCAAGGGACAGUUAACGUGCCAUUGAUAUGUAACCCUAGCACCGGAGAAAUCUUGACGUUACCCAACCUGAAUACAAAGCGGAAGCGGGGAGUGACAAGCUAUUUAGGUUAUGAUCCGAUCGACAAACAAUUCAAAGUGUUGUGCAUGACCCAUAUACGUCACCGACGAUUUAAUGGUUCUCUUGAGGCUGAAGUUUUGACAUUAGGAACUGGAACUAAUCCAUCAUGGAGAAUCAUCUCAUGUAACAUACCACAUGAACGUGUUUUUGUGGAUCGUACAUCUGAUCAUUCAGCAUAUGAUGGGAUAUGCGUCAAUGGUGUUUUGUAUUACUUAGCAUACCUCUAUGACUAUCACACGACUGGGAGUGGCGUAGUUUGCUUUGAGUUUCGAUCUGAGAAAUUCAAGUGUAUAAGACUUGCUCAAGGCAUGGGAAGAUCAUAUACUACUCAAUCGACUCUCCUAAACUACAAGGAUAAAUUAGCUUUGCUUAUGUGGAAACCUUCAAGAAGAAUACCUAGUUCUGAAAUGCAACUAUGGGUUCUAGAAGAUGCUGAAACACAUCAGUGGUUUAGUUAUACCUAUAUUUGGCCUCCCCCUCCUCCUCGGAAGGAAGUCGUUGCAAAGGCCAAGUCAGGUGAAAUUGUGUUGUCGCAUGACUAUAUAACCGAUCAUUUCAAACUUUUCUACUACAAUCCCGAGAAGAAUAACCUCAGAAAAGUUAGAAUCCAAGGAAUGGAAGCCUUCAGACCAUCUUUACUAAGGGGUAGAGAUGGAGGUGUGCUUAAUGAAGGUGUAGGUGCUGAUUUUGUUCAGAAAGAAAAGGUUGUGCCUUUAGGAUUUGGGUUAAAAGAUGUAGGGAUGAGGUGUGCGAGUUUGGAUGGUGAUUCAGAUCGAUUGGUUUACUUUUAUGUUCCUUCUACUUCUGAUGUAAAGGUUGAGCUACUUGAUGGUGAUAAGAUUUUAUCUUUGUUUGCUCUCUUCAUCAAAGAGCAACUAAACAUUCUUGAUGAUGGUAAAGAAGGAAGCAGUCUCGUCUUGGUGUUGUGCAGACAGCUUACGCUAAUGAAAUGGACUGAGCUAUACAAGGAUCUUCCUAGCAGACAGAUCAAGGUCGAAGUUUCAGACAGAACAGCGGUUGUGACCACAAGCCAAGAAACCGAGGCUCUGAGACCUUUGAGGAUUCAAGAUGCUAUUUGGAACGUUUACAAACACUUUGGCUCAUCCUUACCGUAA
Messenger RNA from Camelina sativa (false flax), 1641 nucleotides. NCBI's taxonomy places the organism in Eukaryota, Viridiplantae, Streptophyta, Magnoliopsida, Brassicales, Brassicaceae. The record is from RefSeq and is a predicted model, not a curated record.